Messenger RNA from Owenia fusiformis, 504 nucleotides. NCBI's taxonomy places the organism in Eukaryota, Metazoa, Annelida, Polychaeta, Sabellida, Oweniidae. The record is from the annotation of a GenBank genome assembly.
AUGGAGAAUUAUGUCUGCCCGAGGAAGACGUGGAAAGGGGAAAAAACAAAGCCAGUUAAUGAGGAGAUGAAAGAAACCAAAAAUAAACAGCUUGAUGAGAAUAACACCCAAUCAUCUGAAGAUGAAGAGAAAUCCACUCCUAAAUCCUCUCCGAAGAUACCUGUACCAUCCUCUCCUAAAUCCUCUCCGAAGAUACCUGUACCCAGAAAGGUAUACAAACUUAACGACAUUGGAAUUGAGGAGGAUUUACUAGAGUGGAUACAAACAGAAGAGAACGAUUUCCUAUGGAACACAAGAAGAACAGAUUACAGAUUACCAGACAAAAAAAGAGCACGCUUUCAGCAGAAAGAGAAAGCCUUGAAUUUAGAGGAGGGAUUUCUAUCGAAAUGGUUCGAGGGCCUUCGAGACCAGUAUACCAAACUACACAAGCGAAAAUCAGGAGACGGAUGUCCAAUGUUCACUGAACGACAGGAAUGGGUCCUGCGCAACCUUAAGUUUUUUUAA